AAUGAAUCAAAUUUCAUUCCUCUUUUUUCAGUUCUUCGCAUCGAAUGGUUUCCCAUGUCCGGCCCUGACGCACUCUUCUGAUCAUUACCUCAAGACAAUUAACAAGGAUUUUGACAAGGAUAUGGAAGAAGGCAUUGAUGCUAAAACGAUAACUACUGCUGAAGCAAUUAAAACCCUUGUGAAGUCUUAUAGAGCUUCAGUUAAUUCACAGGUCGUGAUGCAGCAGAUAGCGGAGAUACAUGAAAUGGGAGGUAUGGUGAAAAAAGGAAAUCAAGCUAGCCCCUUAAUCCAAUCCAUUGUCCUCACAAGAACAUCAUUUGUUAAUAUGUAUAGAGACCUUGGUUACUAUUGGCUGCGCUUAGCAAUUUACAUAGUACUCUGUCUUUGUGUUGGAACAAUUUACCAUGACAUUGGUCAUAGCUAUAGAUAAAUUCAGGUUUGUAUAAUAAAUCUUUAUGAACGGUUAAAUUGAAUAACUCUGUAAUAUCGCAAGACAAACUUUUAUGUAAUAAUGUUUGCAUCUGCUUCGCUUUCUAGCAUAUCAUCCCAGGGCAA
Asparagus officinalis (garden asparagus) is the source of this 555-nucleotide messenger RNA. Its product is annotated as ABC transporter G family member 11-like. The record is from RefSeq and is a predicted model, not a curated record. The transcript has 3 exons. Bases 2 to 430 code for a protein of 142 amino acids. NCBI's taxonomy places the organism in Eukaryota, Viridiplantae, Streptophyta, Magnoliopsida, Asparagales, Asparagaceae.